CCAAUUAUGCUCUUUCAAAUAAAAAUGCACAUGGCAGAUGGGGCUUAGUGGAAAGCCAAAUGCGGCCGAGGAAGUCGGCCGCUGGAAGGGGGAGGACUGCCGCUGUAUCGCCGGAGCGAGAACGGCCCUCCUUCGACUCUUCGGGCUUCGAGCUUGACCGAACCUCCGGCCACCAUCGCACAUCCGUACGACCUGUCGGCUCUCUUCUCGACGAUCGUGCGCUAUACCUUGCGGAAGAUGGGCAUCAAUGGUUUAGCGAUGAGCCCAUCGAAGAUCACAAUAAUAUAAACGGUGGAAUCGGUGGGGGUGGUAGAGCAGCGAAUCCUCGUAGCUUUUCUUACAGUGUGAAGCAGCGGUGCUGGGAAAAGGCUGAGAAGGUGAAGGGGAGGGAUCCUGACAGGUGGCGGAGGGAUCCUCUUGGCAACAUCAUCUUUCGAAAGCUCGUUGGAUGCCCUGGAUGCCUCUGCCACGACUACGAUCACAUCGUCCCGUACUCCAAGGUAUCUUUAUCCACAACCUCUCUUCAUUUACAGUAACAUUCUUUUGUUCUU
Dendrobium catenatum is the source of this 551-nucleotide messenger RNA. RefSeq lists its product as uncharacterized. The record is from RefSeq and is a predicted model, not a curated record. The coding region runs from base 60 to 536 and encodes 158 amino acids. The transcript has a single exon. Lineage: Eukaryota; Viridiplantae; Streptophyta; Magnoliopsida; Asparagales; Orchidaceae.